UAUCGCACAUGAUCAUUCCUUCACUGCCUCAGCUCUCCUGCUCUCCUGCCAUCGAUAUCUUGCCCUCUCACCUCAUCCCAACAUCACCUCACCUUGCUACACCUCUGUCAUGGUAGAAACAAUCAUCGUAGACGAGCCUCUCGCUCGCGUGGGUUGCAUUCUGGGUGAAGGUCCGGUGUGGGAGGCGGAGACGCAGACGUUGCAUUUCGUGGAUAUAUCAGCGGCGAAGGUAUACCACCUAGACGUCAAUACCCUCGAAUACCGAGUGGACGAAUUCGACGAGAAGAUUACCUCUAUCGCACUACGUGCGGGUCAUAAAGGCAGCCUAGCGUGCACAACGCAACGAGGUUUCGCUCUCAUCCAUUCAGCCUCCGAGCUUCAGUCCAACCGCCCGCAACUGGAAUACUUCGCCGAGCCAUUACCGCCCGCCCUUUUGCCUUACACCCGCUUCAACGACGGAGCGUGCGACAGUCGGGGGCGCUACUUUGCCGGCAGCGUCUUCAACAAGGCGCGGGAGGAGGUUGUGGGCAAGCUUUACCGGUACGACCCUGCGAAGCGGGGUACGGAGGAGGCUUGUGUGGUCGUCGACGAUGGGCCUUUCACUGAUUCGAACGGACUCGGCUGGUCCCCGGACGAGCGAACGUUUUACUUCACCGACUCCUGGAAAAGGCUUAUCUAUGCCUACGACUACGACGUCGAGACAGGUUCCAUCUCCAACCGCCGACCCUACCUGGACGGCGCAGCGCUGAACCUGCCGGGCAUCUUCGAUGGCCUGUGCAUAGACGACGAGGGAUGUGUAUGGUCGGCGAUGUGGAACGGCUCGCACCUGUACAGGUUCAAGGAUGGAGUCGUGGAUAUCGACUUGUCCUUCCCGAAAGUGUUGCGCGUAACGUCGUGCUGCUUCGGAGGCCCGAACCUGGACCAGCUGUACAUCACCACCGCACACUGCGCUGCAGAGGGUGGAAACGCCAACAUGCAAUACCAGUUCCCAGACUCGGGCCACCUCUUCAAGGUUGACUUUGCGGGUCGCUUCAGAGGAGCGAAGAGGGGGGUGUUCUUGCAGUAGCGCGUAGUUCUGAGCUGGAAGUGAAUGUAUCUUGAGGAGAGGAAGAGAGAAGUCUUUCAAGUACUAGUACUUAUCGUAGAGUUCAAACUAAUAGUGAAUUCAUCCCGUUCAACAUUCUCAAUUGCCCAUGAACACCCCGGUACGCGAAG
This is a messenger RNA of Schizophyllum commune H4-8, 1215 nucleotides long. RefSeq lists its product as uncharacterized. Gene Ontology annotation, molecular function: calcium ion binding; gluconolactonase activity. The record is from RefSeq and is a predicted model, not a curated record. The transcript has 8 exons. Lineage: Eukaryota; Fungi; Basidiomycota; Agaricomycetes; Agaricales; Schizophyllaceae. Bases 110 to 1066 code for a protein of 318 amino acids. Gene Ontology annotation, biological process: L-ascorbic acid biosynthetic process.